Megalops cyprinoides (Indo-Pacific tarpon) is the source of this 1733-nucleotide messenger RNA. It is a transcript of the gene stambpl1, whose product is annotated as STAM binding protein-like 1. The transcript is spliced from 11 exons. Gene Ontology annotation, molecular function: protein binding; K63-linked deubiquitinase activity; metal-dependent deubiquitinase activity. Gene Ontology annotation, biological process: protein K63-linked deubiquitination. The record is from RefSeq and is a predicted model, not a curated record. NCBI's taxonomy places the organism in Eukaryota, Metazoa, Chordata, Actinopteri, Elopiformes, Megalopidae. Bases 346 to 1656 code for a protein of 436 amino acids. Gene Ontology annotation, cellular component: membrane; endosome.
UGGGAGGCUGAGGUAGUAGUGUCUCCUUCCUUAUAGGAUAUUCGGCUUGAAAGACAGCUUUCAGCCAUUUUAUCAGUAGUAAAGUUUCGCCCUCCGAUUCUCUUUUCAUUUUGAACAAUGGUUUUAUGAAGCACAAAGGCGAACAAAAACGCGAGGUUUGGAUAUAAGAGAACAGUGCCUAUUAUUGACGCGAGUUUCCUUUUUUGCAUUGAAUUCUAGCAUGUGCUACAUGUGACGAUACGGAUGCGAGGCAUGGGACAGGCACCAGACUCAGGUGAAUAACCGCUGAGAUCGAGUUCCCAUCCCCUGGACCCUCAGUGAGCGCACCGUUGUGGGAAAUGACAGAUGGACGCAUGGGGAAGAUCGGAUCCUCCCCCCACCCUGCAGCCCAGGGACACCGUGGAGCAGGGUCUCAGUUUCAGCGCACUGAAGAAGCUGGCGGCGGAACCGGACCACACUGACGUCAGUCUGUCGGCGGUAGAGCGCGUCCGGGCCCUGAGCAAGAUGGGCUGCAGCAUUGAGAUCAAUGAGGACAUCACCCCGCGGCGCUACUUCCGCUCCGGCGUGGAGAUGGAGCGCAUGGCGGCCGUCUACCUGGAGGAGGGCAGCCUGGAGAACGCCUUCGUCCUCUACAACAAAUUCAUCACGCUGUUUGUAGAGAAACUCCCCAGCCAUCGGGACUACCAGCAGUGCAGCGUUCCGGAGAAGCAGGUCAUAAUGAAGAAAUUGCAAGAUGUCGCAUUUCCAAGAAAGGAUCAAUUGAAAAAGCUUCUUCAUGAGAAGUACAAUAAAGAACACAUGGAGUAUUUGAAGAACCAGAGCCAGGCUGCGGAAGGCUGCGGCCAGCAGCUGCAGAGGCUGUCGCUGCUGGAGGAGGAGCGGCAACGCGUGGCCCGGCUGCGCAGGAUGCAGAUUGAAUCAGAGCAGUUCCGCUACUUCGAGGACCAGCUGCGCAGGCAGGAGCUGGCCAACAGGAAGGAGGAGGCCGUCCCCAAAGUGCCCGAACAAACAGACGGGUCCUGUUUGACGCAGCCACCUAAAAACCACGUCCGCCUCGAUCCAAACCGCAACAAGCAGCCUGCCCCUGUAACAAAACCAGCGGCCACGCUGGGCGCUAUACAGAAUCAGCGUGUAGAGGGCUUGAGACGUGUGGUGAUUCCCAGGGACCUGACCUACAAGUUUCUGCUCCUGGCAGAUGCCAAUACAGCUCGGGGGAUUGAGACCUGUGGCGUUCUCUGUGGAAAGCUGACCCAUAACGAGUUUGUGCUGACCCACGUGAUCGUGCCCAAGCAAACUGCCGGCCCAGACUACUGCGACAUGGAGAAUGUGGAGGAGCUUUUCAGCUUCCAGGACCAGCAUGACCUUCUGACCCUGGGCUGGAUUCACACGCACCCGACGCAGACAGCGUUCCUCUCCAGCGUGGAUCUUCACACACACUGCUCCUAUCAGCUCAUGCUGCCCGAGGCCAUCGCCAUUGUGUGCUCUCCCAAGCACAACGACACUGGGGUCUUCAGGUUGACCAGCUCGGGUAUGGGAGAGGUGGCAGGCUGCCGAAUGAAGGGCUUUCACCCCCACUCCAAGGACCCUCCAUUGUUCAGUGUCUGUAGGCAUGUUGUCGUGAAGGACACGAAAACGAUGGUUCUGGAUCUCAGGUGACAGUCGACCGCGGGGGACCUCCAAAUCCACUGAGACACUUCUCACAGACCAGAGUUUUUAUUUAUAUCUUUGUUUAC